Messenger RNA from Lottia gigantea (owl limpet), 1494 nucleotides. RefSeq lists its product as hypothetical. The coding region runs from base 1 to 1494 and encodes 497 amino acids. The record is from RefSeq and is a predicted model, not a curated record. Gene Ontology annotation, biological process: signal transduction. NCBI's taxonomy places the organism in Eukaryota, Metazoa, Mollusca, Gastropoda, Lottiidae. The transcript has a single exon.
AUGGUAAAUCAAAGCGCCAGGCAUAUUCAUACUAACAGAAACUUGUUUAGGUCUGGAGAUCAUCCUAUUCCUGAAAAGGGUCCCCCCUUUGUUCUCGAAAAUCAAACAAGAUACAUUGGCGAGGAUGCGAUGUUUUCAUGUGGAAUGUCAUUCAAUGGGACUAUGUCUGAUGUAAGUUACAUACUUUGGCUCAAGAACAAUGAAGCGGUAGUAAAUGGAACUAACCAUUUUAUUACAUGGGAAGUUGCAAACUAUUCUGAAAGCCAAGUCGAGGUCACCACUAAUCUGACCAUUUACUCUGUUACCGAGGAUGAUUUCAGCAUGUAUCAGUGUUACAUGAUAAUAUGGAAAUCAGUUAAAACCAAAAGCGACACAAAACGGAAACCUAAACCUAAACGACGGACUGAAAAUUAUGUCUGUUGUUGCAUAUGUAAUGUAAACUCUCCUUCUCUUCGGAUGCCAGAAUUCAAUAAGGAGGAUAUUGCACGCCAGUAUUAUAAUCUAUACAAACAUUACUGGGUUGGUGAGUUCCAUCUACUGCAAGAGAAACCCCGAAUCAGAACACUGUUUAUAGUUCCUGGAACUUUGGUAACUAUGUCUGUGUAUUUUCGACACCUCAGAGAAAUAGAUGAUUUUUCUGUUCGUUUUACUCGAAGUAGUCAAGAUAUUCAGUCAUUUGAUACUCAAUGUUCAUACUCUGCUCGAGCCAAUGCAUGGUUAAUACACUUAAAUGGUAUAUCAGUAGCUUACAAUGACAUAACGUACAUGAACGCAACAGAGGUGAAUCACUGGAAGGGAAGUGUGGGAAUCAUAUGGACUUGUAUAUCUCCAUCUAUGUACGGUGUGUACCAAAUUACAAUACUGAGAAAGGUUUAUAACAAGCAUGAUAAUAUCCAAUGGAUUGAAAAAAUAGACUAUCCUACCAAAGUGUACAUCAAACCUAAAGAGUCUACAAUCGUCACUGAAAAUAUUUCCAACAAUAAAAAUCGAGCAGUGGUUGUUUAUAACGAGAACUGCUGGUCCAAUGAAGAACUGAAACCUGAAAGCUGUGAGCACAUCAAUACUUUGGUGGAAUCAAUCUUUGAUAAGAACAUCCUAUAUGAAAGUUUUAUUACAGGAAAACUUGUCUCCCUUUUAUUUGUAGCUUUCGUUAUUAUUGGAAUUCUACAAUUUUUUCUUUUGCCUUUCCUGCGUUGCAAAAUAUCUCAAUUUUAUUGUGUCAUGAAAAUGUCUGGUAAUAAGGGACUAGCUGGAAUCCAGAUUAACCCAGACCUUCAAUAUCACCUAUAUAUUUCAAGUUCAAGUACCUCCUCUGAUAGAUCAUUUAUUGACCAAAACAUACUUCCAAUAAUCAAACCUUUAGAUUUAAAACUUUUUUGUGGACAAGAAGAUGUUCUUCCAGGAAGGGUGGAAAUUACCGAAAUUUCAAAUGCUAUUAACAAAAGCCUGAAGUGUUUGGUGAUAGCCACUAACAAAUAUAAAAACUGCUCUUAA